Messenger RNA from Procambarus clarkii (red swamp crayfish), 2904 nucleotides. The record is from RefSeq and is a predicted model, not a curated record. NCBI's taxonomy places the organism in Eukaryota, Metazoa, Arthropoda, Malacostraca, Decapoda, Cambaridae.
AUGGAGUGUGGCGGCGGGUGGAGCGUGGAGUGUGGCGGCGGGUGGAGCGUGGAGUGUGGCGGAGGGUGGAGCGUGGAGUGUGGCGGCGGGUGGAGCGUGGAGUGUGGCGGAGGGUGGAGCGUGGAGUGUGGCGGCGGGUGGAGCGUGGAGUGUGGCGGCGGGUGGAGCGUGGAGUGUGGCGGCGGGUGGAGCGUGGAGUGUGGUGGUGGGUGGAGCGUGGAGUGUGGCGGCGGGUGGAGCGUGGAGUGUGGCGGAGGGUGGAGCGUGGAGUGUGGCGGUUACUCUUCCCCAUACAAUGCCUCCCAGGGUUACUCUUCCCCAUACAAUGCCUCCCAGGGUUACUCUUCCCCAUACAAUGCCUCCCAGGGUUACUCUUCCCCAUACAAUGCCUCCCAGGGUUACUCUUCCCCAUACAAUGCCUCCCAGGGUUACUCUUCCCCAUACAAUGCCUCCCAGGGUUACUCUUCCCCAUACAAUGCCUCCCAGGGUUACUCUUCCCCAUACAAUGCCUCCCAGGGUUACUCUUCCCCAUACAAUGCCUCCCAGGGUUACUCUUCCCCAUACAAUGCCUCCCAGGGUUACUCUUCCCCAUACAAUGCCUCCCAGGGUUACUCUUCCCCAUACAAUGCCUCCCAGGGUUACUCUUCCCCAUACAAUGCCUCCCAGGGUUACUCUUCCCCAUACAAUGCCUCCCAGGGUUACUCUUCCCCAUACAAUGCCUCCCAGGGUUACUCUUCCCCAUACAAUGCCUCCCAGGGUUACUCUUCCCCAUACAAUGCCUCCCAGGGUUACUCUUCCCCAUACAAUGCCUCCCAGGGUUACUCUUCCCCAUACAAUGCCUCCCAGGGUUACUCUUCCCCAUACAAUGCCUCCCAGGGUUACUCUUCCCCAUACAAUGCCUCCCAGGGUUACUCUUCCCCAUACAAUGCCUCCCAGGGUUACUCUUCCCCAUACAAUGCCUCCCAGGGUUACUCUUCCCCAUACAAUGCCUCCCAGGGUUACUCUUCCCCAUACAAUGCCUCCCAGGGUUACUCUUCCCCAUACAAUGCCUCCCAGGGUUACUCUUCCCCAUACAAUGCCUCCCAGGGUUACUCUUCCCCAUACAAUGCCUCCCAGGGUUACUCUUCCCCAUACAAUGCCUCCCAGGGUUACUCUUCCCCAUACAAUGCCUCCCAGGGUUACUCUUCCCCAUACAAUGCCUCCCAGGGUUACUCUUCCCCAUACAAUGCCUCCCAGGGUUACUCUUCCCCAUACAAUGCCUCCCAGGGUUACUCUUCCCCAUACAAUGCCUCCCAGGGUUACUCUUCCCCAUACAAUGCCUCCCAGGGUUACUCUUCCCCAUACAAUGCCUCCCAGGGUUACUCUUCCCCAUACAAUGCCUCCCAGGGUUACUCUUCCCCAUACAAUGCCUCCCAGGGUUACUCUUCCCCAUACAAUGCCUCCCAGGGUUACUCUUCCCCAUACAAUGCCUCCCAGGGUUACUCUUCCCCAUACAAUGCCUCCCAGGGUUACUCUUCCCCAUACAAUGCCUCCCAGGGUUACUCUUCCCCAUACAAUGCCUCCCAGGGUUACUCUUCCCCAUACAAUGCCUCCCAGGGUUACUCUUCCCCAUACAAUGCCUCCCAGGGUUACUCUUCCCCAUACAAUGCCUCCCAGGGUUACUCUUCCCCAUACAAUGCCUCCCAGGGUUACUCUUCCCCAUACAAUGCCUCCCAGGGUUACUCUUCCCCAUACAAUGCCUCCCAGGGUUACUCUUCCCCAUACAAUGCCUCCCAGGGUUACUCUUCCCCAUACAAUGCCUCCCAGGGUUACUCUUCCCCAUACAAUGCCUCCCAGGGUUACUCUUCCCCAUACAAUGCCUCCCAGGGUUACUCUUCCCCAUACAAUGCCUCCCAGGGUUACUCUUCCCCAUACAAUGCCUCCCAGGGUUACUCUUCCCCAUACAAUGCCUCCCAGGGUUACUCUUCCCCAUACAAUGCCUCCCAGGGUUACUCUUCCCCAUACAAUGCCUCCCAGGGUUACUCUUCCCCAUACAAUGCCUCCCAGGGUUACUCUUCCCCAUACAAUGCCUCCCAGGGUUACUCUUCCCCAUACAAUGCCUCCCAGGGUUACUCUUCCCCAUACAAUGCCUCCCAGGGUUACUCUUCCCCAUACAAUGCCUCCCAGGGUUACUCUUCCCCAUACAAUGCCUCCCAGGGUUACUCUUCCCCAUACAAUGCCUCCCAGGGUUACUCUUCCCCAUACAAUGCCUCCCAGGGUUACUCUUCCCCAUACAAUGCCUCCCAGGGUUACUCUUCCCCAUACAAUGCCUCCCAGGGUUACUCUUCCCCAUACAAUGCCUCCCAGGGUUACUCUUCCCCAUACAAUGCCUCCCAGGGUUACUCUUCCCCAUACAAUGCCUCCCAGGGUUACUCUUCCCCAUACAAUGCCUCCCAGGGUUACUCUUCCCCAUACAAUGCCUCUCAGGGUUACUCUUCCCCAUACAAUGCCUCCCAGGGUUACUCUUCCCCAUACAAUGCCUCCCAGGGUUACUCUUCCCCAUACAAUGCCUCCCAGGGUUACUCUUCCCCAUACAAUGCCUCCCAGGGUUACUCUUCCCCAUACAAUGCCUCUCAGGGUUACUCUUCCCCAUACAAUGCCUCCCAAGGUUACUCUUCCCCAUACAAUGCCUCCCAGGGUUACUCUUCCCCAUACAAUGCCUCUCAGGGUUACUCUUCCCCAUACAAUGCCUCCCAGGGUUACUCUUCCCCAUACAAUGCCUCCCAGGGUUACUCUUCCCCAUACAAUGCCUCCCAGGGUUACUCUUCCCCAUACAAUGCCUCCCAUGGUUACUCUUCCCCAUACAAUGCCUCCCAGGGUUACUCUUCCCCAUACAAUGCGUCCUAUAAACAAAUUUGUAAAUAA